Messenger RNA from Auxenochlorella protothecoides, 1446 nucleotides. RefSeq lists its product as hypothetical. Bases 1 to 1446 code for a protein of 481 amino acids. The record is from RefSeq and is a predicted model, not a curated record. The transcript has 4 exons. Gene Ontology annotation, molecular function: protein binding. NCBI's taxonomy places the organism in Eukaryota, Viridiplantae, Chlorophyta, Trebouxiophyceae, Chlorellales, Chlorellaceae.
AUGUCACAGGAAAGGGGACUGCUGGUGGCCACCAACCCACCGCCAGUGGUCAAAGAUGCGCAACUGGACCGACUGCGCGAGGAGCGCGAGGUGCACCGUCAUCGACAAAUCUGGACCAAGGAUGCUCAUGGAGGACCAUACAAAAAGGUCAACGACGGCAAAGGGUACGACCCUCUCUUGCAAACCCCGGACGGCAAGGAUAAGGAGUGGGCGCUGGGGUAUGAGCGUGUCAAGGUGGGCCCCACCACCAACUUCGUGGGCAACCACAUGACCCAGGCGGCCAUCGACCUCGUCCAGGCCCACCUCCAGCCGCCGCGGGAGCCCGUCUCGAACCCCGGCGCCCUGCGCUUGACCCAGGGCGCGGAGCACGGGCCGAAGCUCCUGCAGGUGACCCCUCCCCAAUCUGAACAGCAUGCAGGCAGCCCUAUAAGGGCCCUGGACAGGUACAGGUGGCAGGACGCAGCGGAGAGCGUGGAUAUCAGUGUCGAGCUGCCACAGAAUGGGCCCUGGGACGUAACCUGCGAGGUGACGCGUGGCAGUCUCAUGCUGGAAGCCCGACCCCAGAGAGGGCCGCAGCUACGGCUGCACAUCCCCGCCCUCUGCCAUGCCGUCACGCCCGAGGCCUGCCGGGUCAUUGUGGCCUGUGGUGAGGAUCAUGGCGAGCAGGCAGCUGUGCCAUCGGUCUCUGGCGUCUGGGCUUGGAAGGGGCACCUCCCCGGUGGCACCCUGCUCCUGCAUCUGCACAAGGAGCAGGAGGGCAUGCAGUGGCAGCGGCUGGCGGCUCAGAAGGAGGACGCUGGUGGAGAUGGCGCACGUGCCCCAGCUGCUCCGGCGGCAGCACCGGACCUGGACGCCACCAGACGCGCCUUGCUCGCCGCGAGGAGGCGAGGCAGGCCCUACGACGUCCAGGCGGCCCUGCCCGCCACAAGGCCUGGGCCUGAGCCUGCUGGUUUGCCUGGCAUAGAGGAUCCAACACACGGCGGGGGUGCGGCGUCGGUUUCGGGGCCGCACGCCGACCUCCUCCCGGAGGCGGCGGCCGCCGAGGCAGAGCGCGCUGCCAGCGCGGGCGAGUAUGUCGGCGCGGUACGCGCCGCGAGCCUGGCGCUGAGCGCGGCACCCUUCCUGGCGUCCUCUGCAGGUGCAGAUCUGCUGUUGGAUCGGGCUCGCUGGCGCACCUGCUUGGGCGACGCGGCGGGGGCCGUGGCGGACUGCAGCCAAGUUAUCGAUGGCGAGGGCGUUCAUUCAAACACCAACGUGGUCACCAGGGCGCUGCUCCUGCGAGCAAGCCUGCGGGAAGAGGGGGAGUGUCUGCCCCAGGCCUUGCAAGAUGUGGAAGCCGCGCUGUCCCUCGCUCCUGGCACACCCGGCCUAGCGGUGACGAGGGAAAGGCUGAGGACCCUUGUUAUUCGCCCGCAGCGUGGCGUUCACAAGACGCUGAUGUGCUGA